AUGAAUGGUUUCAGUAAACCGGGGGCACAUGGGGUGCCACGUUUCACCAGAACAUCGCUCCUAGGAUUGUCCAACCAUGACUUGGAAAGAGAUUCAGGCUUCUCAGAUGCCAGCUCCGAGUACCUCAGUGCAGUCGAGGUGACGGACUCUGAAGAUACAGGAAGGAAUGGGUCAGUAAUUGGACAGGAACCAACUGGUCAGCAGGUGGCCGUGGUGGGAGGUUCGUACACUGGACUGUCCCCAAUGAUCAUCAUGAACAACUUUGUCCUGAAGCAGCCAUCAUCCAUGACCCCGUCAGAGAAGCAGUGGGGGUUCUCGUCACCUAUGGAAGUGAUGCCCCAAUCACAAGUAGUUCUCCUCCAGCCGAUGGUAUCGAACAGCAGCAGCAGCAGCAGCUCUUCAAAGUCCGGCUCCAACAAUACACGACAGUCCAAAAGCUACAUGCCCAUUCUCAAGUCAUAUCCCAGAAUCGCCCCAUACCCCACAGACUCGCCCAGUAAGAGGGUGGGAUCCUUGAAGGCGACGGAAACAUUAGAAUGUGACCAGCGUCAGAGGAGACGCCAUCAUAGGCUCAACAACUCCCCCAGCCCACAGCCUGCACUGCAGACACGAGCUCCAACCAUCUCCAGCUUUGAAGCAGCAGCUAACAAAACACAGGCAGCCGAGAGUCAGGAGCCGCUUCCUGACAAGUCUCUGGCCCUACGAGCUGAAAGCAGCUCUCUGCCCUCCUACACAGAUGAUUUUAGGACUGUAACAUACCAGGAUCCCGUCUCCAGUGACAAACUGACACGCUUCAGCAACACCUACAACAUUCUCAGCAAGUCCGGCCUGCUGGGGAUCACAAUGCGCACAAAGCAACUAAUGAAGGAGAACAAGCGCACCCAGAGUCAGUUGCACCAGCUCCGGGAGCAAACGGCUCUGCUGCUGGACGCUCUGAACAGUGGGGAUCCACAGCUCUGGACUAAACUCCAGUUCUCCCUGCAGAACACAGACAAUGAACACUUAGGGGCUAAAGCUCAGGGAGUCGAAACUUAA
Molecule: messenger RNA, 1035 nt
Organism: Nematolebias whitei (Rio pearlfish)
Lineage: Eukaryota; Metazoa; Chordata; Actinopteri; Cyprinodontiformes; Rivulidae
Gene: cipca
Product: CLOCK-interacting pacemaker a
Exons: 3
Coding region: 1-1035 (344 amino acids)
Biological process (GO): negative regulation of circadian rhythm; negative regulation of DNA-templated transcription
Cellular component (GO): nucleus
Source: RefSeq, a predicted model, not a curated record